CCCUCCCUCCAGCCCCUCCCUCCCGGCCCCGACUACCCACCCCCUCCCCCCGCCUCUCCCUUCGGGCCUCCCCGACCUAUGCCCCCUGUCCCUCCCUCCGGGUCCUCCCUGCCCCUUCCUCCAGGCACUCCGUCAGCCCCCGGAGCCCCUCCCUCCGGACCCCCCAGCCCCUCCCUCCGGACCCCCUCCGCCCUGCAGCCCCCAGCUCCUCCCUCCCGGGGCCCCUCCAGCCCCGUCUCCAGGCUCCCCCAGCCCCUCCCUCCAAGCCCUGGUCCCUCCCCAGGGGCCCCCCCAGCCCCACCCCACCCCCCUCCGGCCCGGUCGCCUCCCGGAGCACGGGGCCCGGCACCCUGCGCCCCGGCCGCCAUGAAGCAGCUGUGCGUGUGCGCCGCCACCUCCUCCGCGCUGCGGCUCAGCCCCUCUGACCUUGGCUCCUGCCCGCCCUGCGGCCCCUGCCCCAUCCCGAAGCCGGCAGCCAGAGGCAGGCGCCAGAGCCAGGAGUGGGGCAAAAGUGACGAGCGGCUGCUGCAGGCCGUGGAGAGCGACGACGCGGCGCGGGUGGCCGCCCUCAUCACCCGCAAGGGGCUGGUGCCCACGAAGCUGGACCCCGAGGGCAAGUCCGCAUUCCACCUGGCUGCCAUGAGGGGUGCAGCCAGCUGCCUAGAGGUGAUGCUGGCUCACGGCGCCAACGUCAUGAGCACGGAUGGGGCAGGUUACAACGCCCUCCACCUGGCCGCCAAGUACGGGCACCCACAUUGUUUGAAGCAGCUGCUACAGGCCUCCUGCGUGGUGGAUAUUGUGGACAGCAGUGGGUGGACAGCCCUGCAUCAUGCAGCGGCCGGCGGCUGCAUCUCCUGCUCAGAAAUGCUUUGCUCCUUCAAGGCACAUCUGAAUCCCCGAGAUCGGUCAGGUACAACGCCCCUUAUCAUAGCAGCUCAGAUGGGUCACACAGAUUUGUGCCGCCUCCUCCUGCAGCAGGGGGCAGCAGCAAAUGACCAGGACCUGCAGGGGAGGACAGCGCUGAUGUUUGCCUGUGAGGGGGCCAACCCCGAAACAGUGGAGGUUCUGCUGCAAGGCGGGGCCCAGCCAGGCAUCACCGACGCACUGGGCCAGGACGCUGCUCACUACGGUGCCCUAGCGGGGGACAAACUCAUCCUGCAUCUCUUGCAGAAGGCGGCACAGCGCCCCUCACCACCCAGUGAGGAUGACUCGGGCGAGGCAUCAUCUCAGAACUCCGUGUCCAGCCAUGAAAAGCGAGGGGCUCCCAAGAAGCGGAAGGCACCUCAGCCCCCUGCCAGAAUCCCCCUGCCGGAUGACCGAGAUGCGUAUGAGGAGAUCGUGCGGCUGCGACAGGAGAGGGGCCGCCUGCUGCAGAAGAUCCGGGGCCUGGAGCAGCACCAGGAACGGAGGAAGCAGGAGCUGCCAGAGGUAGAGGCCAGCUCCCUCCACAGCCUGGAGAGACAGGUACAAGAGCUGCAGCAGCUGCUGGCUGAGAAGCAAGAGGAGAAGGAGAGCCUGGGGCGGGAGGUGGAGAGUCUGCAGAGCCGGCUGUCCCUGCUGGAGAAUGAGCGGGAGAACACCAGCUACGAUGUGGCCACUCUGCAGGAUGAGGAGGGUGAACUGUCUGACUUUCCAGGGGCCGAGGCUCUGCUCUCCAAACAGCUAAGCCCCUCCGCCCAGGAGCUCCUGGCCUCACUGCAGGAGCAGGUGGCUGCACUCACCAGACAAAACCAGGAGCUGAUGGAGAAGGUCCAGAUCCUGGAGAGCUUCGAGAAGGACGAGAUGGAGGUGAACGGGUCGGCUGAGGUCGUCCCUCUGGCCCUCUAUGACUCCCUUCGGGCUGAGUUCGACCAGCUCCGCAGGCAGCAUACCGAGGCUCUGCGGGCACUGGAGCGACAGGGAACACUGGGGGCCCCUGGGGAAGAGGAGGCAGCCGUGGGGGAGGGCACGGGCACGGGAAUCAAGACCACCAGGAACGGGCCAAUGGAAAUGGAGCUCACCCCGGCUCCGGGAGCCAAAGUGAACGGAGCUGAGACCACAGACGAGGAGGCUACAGGAGUGGAAACUGUGAAGGCAGCUUCUGUGGGGGCUGAGGCCACAGAGACAAAAUCCACGGGGGCUGAGGCCACAGAGACGAAACCCACGGAGACUGAGGCCACAGAGACAAAACCCAUGGACACGGAAGCUACAGAAACAGAAUCCACAGGGAUCGAGGCCACAGAACCCGAGGCUCUGGGAAAGGGAGGAAAUCCAGAAACAAAGGCCACGGGAGCAGAGGCCACAAAGCUGGAAGCAGAGGAAGCAGUAAUGACGGCCGGCGGAGCAGGUGCUGCGGGGGCCGAGCCUGCGGGCAUGGAGACCACGCACGUGGAGGCCACGGCGGGGGCGGCCACAGCCCCAAGGGCCCCCCCGGGCCCCGUUCUCCACCCCGGGGCUGCGGAGGCCUGGGAACAGCUGCAGGCAGAGCUGGAGACCAGGAUCCGUGGCUUGGAGGAGGCGCUCCGGCAGCGGGAGCGGGAGGCGGCCGCCGAGCUGGAGGCGGCCCACGGCAAGUGCCAGGCAGCGGAGGCGGAGGCCGGCCGGCUCCGGGAGCGGGUGCGGGAGGCCGAGGGCGAUGGAGCCGCUGGGGGCGGCGGCGGGGACAUGGUCCAGCUGCGGGCCGCCCUGGAGCAGGCCCGGGAGGACCUCCGAGGCCGGGACGCCCGCCUCCGCGAGCUGGAAGCGGCCUCAGCCUGGCUGGACGAGGCCCGGGCGGGCCGGCUGCUGGCCGAGGAGGAGGCCCGGGGCCUGCGGGCAGAGCUGGCCCGGCGGGAGGAGGUGCGGCUGGAGCAGAGCCGGGAGCUGGAGGUGCUGCGGGAGCAGCUGGCCGCAGCCACGGCCGCCGGGGAGCAGCAGCGGGCCGUGGCCGCCGAGCUGGAACACGCACGGGAUGCGGCCGAGGGUCGGGCGGCCGAGCUGGCCGCCGCCUGCGAGGAAGCCCGGCGGGGCCUGGCGGAGCUGCGCGAGGCGUCCGAGGCCCUGCGGCAGUCGGCGGUGCCAGCCUCCGAGCACCACCGGCUGCAGGAGGAGGCCCUUGAGCUGCGGGGCCGGGCCGCCAGCCUCGAGCAGGAGGUGGUGGCCACGGGCAAGGAGGCUGCCCGGCUGCGGGCCGAGCUGGAGCGGGAGCGUGUGGGGAGCGUGGCCCGCCUGGAGCACGAGCGCAUCGUGGGGGCCUUGCAAGCUGACGUGGCCCGGCUGGAGGGGCAGCUGGAGGAGCUGGGCCGGAGGCACGAGAAGACCAGCGCCGAGGUCUUCCAGGUCCAGAGGGAGGCGUUGUUCAUGAAGAGCGAACGGCACGCCGCCGAGGCCCAGCUGGCCACAGCAGAGCAGCAGCUGCGGGGGCUACGCACGGAGGCCGAGCGGGCACGCCAGGCCCAGAGUCGCGCCCAGGAGGCCCUGGACAUGGCCGAGGAGAAGGACAAGAAGAUCACAGAGCUCUCCAAGGAAGUCUUCAGUCUUAAGGAGGCCCUGAAGGACCAGCCGGGGGCCCAGGGCACCGCUGAGGUGGAGGCCCUCCAAGGCCAGGUCAAGGCCUUGCAGGAGCAGCUGAAGGAGGCUGCCAGGGACCACAGCGCAGUGGUGGCCUUGUACAGGAGCCACCUCCUGUACGCCAUUCAGGGUCAGAUGGAUGAAGAUGUGCAGAGGAUCCUGAACCAGAUCCUACAGAUGCAAAGGCUCCAAGCUCAGGGCCGCUGAGCACCGCGGUGCUGCCCCCCCCACCCCCGGUUCCUGCGCAGGGCAUCCGGGCCCCCGCGGUCACGUUCCAAGCCCAGACACCCGCUGGGCCUGCUCAACUGUACUUGGCUGCGUCCACCGCCCCAUUGGUCCCUGCGUGCAUUGGCUGGGGUCGACCCCAGCCCUGACUGUGCCCCCCCCGGCCCUGGCCAGAGAACCCGCGAGCCCCCGCGUCCAUGUCCCAUCCUGUCCGUCCUAUAGCCGGGCGGCACCCUGGACCCCAGGAAUAAAAGUUCUCAGAGC
Mustela lutreola (European mink) is the source of this 4017-nucleotide messenger RNA. RefSeq names its product ankyrin repeat domain 24 (gene ANKRD24). The record is from RefSeq and is a predicted model, not a curated record. NCBI's taxonomy places the organism in Eukaryota, Metazoa, Chordata, Mammalia, Carnivora, Mustelidae. The transcript is spliced from 21 exons. Gene Ontology annotation, molecular function: actin binding. The coding region runs from base 79 to 3735 and encodes 1218 amino acids.